UUUUUAGAGGCUUAAAAGCACCUGCAUCAUCCUCAUCACAUGGUGAAACAGUUAAUUAGAUAAGAAAUGAUUUAUUACUUUUCAAAGCAAGUCGAUUUUUAAAGGAAUUUGUUUAAGAAAAAUUUUACAUCAACAUUAAUCAGUUCGUAGUAUAACUUAAUUUUACGCUAUCAAGUAAGCGAUGCAAUUUUCCAAGUAAUUAAAUAAAGCUCUCAUUUCAAGGAUAUGUUCAGUAUAAAUACUGAAAGAAAAAUGGAUUUUUCAUCAGAUCACUUCUUGCUUCUGUGACGAGCACAUCCAGACCAAGAUGCGUUAUAUUCUUAUAUUUGUCUUCGCUGUUGCCAUCAUCACCCUGACAGAAGCAACCUACAAGAAGAUACCGUUUAAUGGCUCCAUUUUUGGUAAAAGAACAACAAACGAUAUUGAUGCGAAUCACGCACUAAUUGCAUUAUGCGAAAUCACAACUGAGACGUGCGAGGCGUGGCUCAACCAGAUAUUAGACAACAAGUAGUCUUCAUUCGAAAUUCGAAUUCCUACACCACAGCACACAUGGACAUGAUUCGAAAUUCAAAACGAGCUAUAUAGAUAAAACUUGAGUAUUUUAUUAUUGGGUGAAAAUACAUGUAAAAAUUUGUUUACUUAUUUCA
Messenger RNA from Pieris napi, 647 nucleotides. RefSeq names its product neuropeptide SIFamide (gene SIFa). The transcript is spliced from 3 exons. Bases 308 to 511 code for a protein of 67 amino acids. Lineage: Eukaryota; Metazoa; Arthropoda; Insecta; Lepidoptera; Pieridae. The record is from RefSeq and is a predicted model, not a curated record.